AUGGCAGCAGAAGACGAAAAGUCGUCCAAGGCAGGUGAACCGAAGAAAAUGAAGACAACUUCGGUGAGUCUUGAAGGUGAAAUGGAUAAGAUAACUGAGGUUUUGAAGAGCAUACCAGAGCGUUUAGCCAAAGGUUUGGAUGAGCAAAGAACAUCAGCCUUUUUGAGCGGUGGCGAUGAUGAUGUUCCCCAACCUGUGCCUAACGUAUUGGCUCGCAGACUUGCCAUCGAUUUAAAAAAUUUGCAUCUUCGUCCGCCACAGAGCCAGGCCGCAGAAUUGGAAAUGAAAGCGAUUGUGGAUGCAACGCCACAAUCCACUGAUGAACCUACCAAAGUCAUCAAAAUUUCUUUGUCACCUUCUUCAGAUACCGAAGCCGAUAAUUCAGAUGAAUCUAAAUCGACGAUUCCUCCGAGCCAGUCGGAGCAGAGCAGCAGUGGUGCUGCUCAACAAAUUCAGUCAGCGCAGUUACCAGCUACUGAACGUGAUAGCUCUACUUUUUCGAAGAUUCCUCCAUGUCAGCCAGACCAGAGCAGCAAUGCCGCUGCACUACAGAUGCAGCCAGCACACCAACCAAUCGCCAUUAAUGAUCGCUCUAUCUUAUCGGAGAUUCAUCCAUGUCAGUCAGACCUGAACAGCAAUGCAGCUAUACUACAGAUGCAGCCAGAGCGCCAACCAACUGCUAAUGAUGACCGCUCUAUUUUAUCGGAGGUGCCUCCAAACCAACCAGAACAGAGCGGUGGAGGUGCUGCUCUACAAAUGAUUCUUCCGAAUCAAGCAGAACAGAGCGCCAAAGGUGCUGCUUUACAAAUCCAGUAG
Haemonchus placei is the source of this 816-nucleotide messenger RNA. The record is from the annotation of a GenBank genome assembly. Lineage: Eukaryota; Metazoa; Nematoda; Chromadorea; Rhabditida; Trichostrongylidae.